Molecule: messenger RNA, 1365 nt
Organism: Penicillium coprophilum
Lineage: Eukaryota; Fungi; Ascomycota; Eurotiomycetes; Eurotiales; Aspergillaceae
Product: pyridoxal phosphate-dependent aminotransferase
Exons: 6
Coding region: 1-1365 (454 amino acids)
Biological process (GO): biosynthetic process; amino acid metabolic process
Molecular function (GO): pyridoxal phosphate binding; transaminase activity
Source: RefSeq, a predicted model, not a curated record
AUGACAUCUCAGAAGACAAAUCUCUCUGAUAGAGGCGAGGUGUUUGCCGAGCCGAAGAGCAAGAUCCCGUUAUUGGACGUUGUCUGCGACCUGAGGGACCCGGAGACGAACCCUGGCGGAUACGUUAGUCUGGGUGUGGCCGAGAACACUCUGAUGCACGAGGAGAUCAUUGAGCAUAUGACCAAGAAUUUUGCCGUCAAGAGCCACUCUUUAACUUAUGGGGACGGGUUUUCCGGUUCCCACCGUCUUCGAGAGACGAUUGCAAGAUUCAUCACUCGUCAUUUCAAUCCUGUCAGGCCAGUUACAAAAGACCAGCUUCUUAUCACCUCUGGCGUGGGUCAGGCGAUUGAACUUUCCGGCUUCUGUCUCUUGGACAAAGACGAUGGCGUCCUGCUUGCCCGCCCGCAUUAUGGUAAUUUCCCUAUUGAUUUGGGCUAUCGAGUCAGAGCUAAGAUUAUUGGCGUUUCCUUUGGGAAAACGGAUCCUUUCAAUAUUGAGACGGUUGACAUCUACGAGAAGGCUCUUGUGGAUGCCCAACACCAAGGGAUUCGUGUCAAGGCCUUUUUACUAUGUAACCCACAGAAUCCCUUGGGUCGUUGCUACACUCGCGAGGUCCUCGAGGCCUACAUGCGAUUCUGUCAGAGGCAUAAUCUACAUCUUAUCUGCGACGAGAUCUAUGCUCUAUCAACUUGGAAGAACCCAGACUUUCCUGAUGCCCCUGGCUUUACGUCAGCCCUGUCUGUUAAGAAAGAUAGUCUGAUUGAUCCAAGCCUCGUGCAUGUCCUUUGGGGGAUGAGCAAGGAUUUUUGUUCCAAUGGUAUCAGACUUGGCUGCGUGAUCAGUCAGGACAAUGUGCAUUUUCUCCGUGCUGUCGAAGCGAACUCCUAUUUCUCUUGCCCUUCAUCUCUAUCAGACUUGGCCACCUCCCGCAUCCUCUCUGACGAUGCCUGGGUGGAAUCCUUUAUACAAACAAAUCGUGAACGCCUAACGGAAAACUAUACCUUGACAAUUCGGUUCCUGGAAAGCUAUCGGAUCUCUUAUAAGAAAGGUGGGAAUGUCGGCUUCUUUGUUUGGGUUGACUUGUUUGAUCCUAUCCGAAGACAAGUAAAUGCCACUCUUGAAAAACAGGUAGAUGCAGGUGUACCAUCUGAACAAGCCGCAAGAGCCCUCGAGACUAAACUCCAAGAGAUUUUGCUGAAACACAGGAUCUUCCUCGCGCUGGGAGCUGACUUUGGUGGUGAUGUGCCCGGUUGGUACCGGAUCGUCUUCGCUCAUGAGAAGGAGUAUCUCAAGCUAGGAUUGAGUCGUAUGAUUGAGGCUCUUGCAGCCUUUCGAGGCGAACUCGACACAGAUUUGCUGGAGUGA